Dentiscutata erythropus is the source of this 1143-nucleotide messenger RNA. The record is from the annotation of a GenBank genome assembly. Lineage: Eukaryota; Fungi; Glomeromycota; Glomeromycetes; Diversisporales; Gigasporaceae.
AUGUCCAAAGUUGAUAAUGACGCAUCCUCAGCCCCGAGUCCCUUAAUAUUGUGGGUUCUUCUAGAGGGCAAACCAAGUUCCACUAAAAUUAUUGUAAAGUCAAGCGAUUUUACAUCACAAUGUUCUGACUUAUUUGACUUUAAGAAAAUUCUUAAGCAAGAAUUUGAGGCUCUUAAGGACGUAGAAUCGGAUUUGAUUGAAUUUUUCUCUGAUAAGGAUCGAACACAACUUUGUUACGGUGGUGAGUUGCUAGCAGACCUUAUUACAACUGAUUCAUGCCCACUUAUCGUUCGAUACCCGCUGUCCACAUCGUGUAUCAUAGUAACUUAUAAAUCAGAGAACAGAGCGAUAUGCGUACUGCUGCCACACUCUAGCGGAUCUUGGGAUUUGCUACGAAAAGAUGUUAUAAAAAAGUUCAGUAGUAAAUUAUCAAAAUUCGAUCAUGCAAAAGUGGAUGACCUCUAUUUUGAAAUCUCUGAAGAAUGGUGUAAUAUCCUAAUUCAAACUCAAUUACUAGAUAGAAAACCUUAUAAUGAAUGGGAAAUCAAAGAUGUAUUCACAAAUGUUUUGCAUCAAGAUUAUGAUGGAUCAUUUAGCCAAGCAUUUAAUUUAGAUAAUCUCCCAAUUCGCAAUUCAAUUACCGUAGAGGAGACGAAAUUAUUUGUUGAACAGAUCAAAAAAACGAUAAAAGUAUUCAAAAAGAAUAUCAAUGUUAAUGAAGCAACUGUUCGGGAAUAUAUAUCUAUUUUCAUGAAGACCGCAGUUGAUCACAUUCAAACGUUUACGAACAAUUCAGCACAGUUAUACGUAGAAGCUGAUCUUUUUGGAUCUAAAGGGUAUGGUCCUGUGGACUAUUUAGUGGCACUCGACGAUUUUGCGGUGUUAGUCAAUAGGGCCAAAGCGCAAGAUUUUACUAAGGGAAUAGCCCAAAACAUUAUGCAAUUGCACAGUGCAUCAGAGAGUUUAUUAGGCAAGCGUAAGUUAGAACAGACAGAAUUUGAAUCAUCGCAACAACAAUUGUUUGGAAUUGUAACAACUGGGGAGAUGCUGCAUGAAAAAAAUGUAGUUUCUUAUAUUGUUCGUAUACUAGAAAAUCAAGACGAUAUGUUAAAAAAUAAUUUCAAAUGUGCACGUAAAGACUAA